This is a messenger RNA of Ziziphus jujuba (common jujube), 1139 nucleotides long. RefSeq lists its product as uncharacterized. Gene Ontology annotation, biological process: regulation of transcription by RNA polymerase II. The coding region runs from base 27 to 956 and encodes 309 amino acids. The record is from RefSeq and is a predicted model, not a curated record. NCBI's taxonomy places the organism in Eukaryota, Viridiplantae, Streptophyta, Magnoliopsida, Rosales, Rhamnaceae. Gene Ontology annotation, molecular function: RNA polymerase II cis-regulatory region sequence-specific DNA binding; DNA-binding transcription factor activity, RNA polymerase II-specific; protein dimerization activity. The transcript has a single exon.
GGAAGAAAGGACUGUUCGGCUUCCUCAUGGGAGUUGGUCAAACGCGCGCUCGUUUCCUUAUAAAUAUACGCCGACCCUGCAUUCCCAGACUAUACUAUUCACUCAAACAAACAAACAAACAAACAAAAAGCAAAAAAGGAAAGCAAGAAAGCUCAGCGAAAAAAGGAAAGAAAGAAAAGCAGAGAAAGAGAAUGGGGAAGGGGAAACGAAAGCUUCCGAUGGAAUUGAUAGGGAAGAAAGAGAAUAGGAUGGUGACUUUCUCAAAGAGGCGUAAGGGUUUGAUCAAGAAAGCCGAAGAAUUCCACUCCCUCACCGGCUCCUCCAUCGCCCUCAUUGUCAUCUCUGAGGCUGGUCGACCCUCCAUCUAUGGCGCUCCCUCUUUCGAUUCUGUUCUCCAUCGCUUUCAAUUGCAACACAACAACAACAACAACAACAACAACAAUGAUGAAGGAAUAUUAUCAUCAGCCCACUCCAACUCCCACACCACCCCCACUCCUGAAACCCUCUUCAUCGGGGGUUCCAAUCAAGAAGAUGAAAAUCUGGUGGUUGUGGCGGAUCAGGAACCAUGGCCGCCGGAGACUUUGGAUUUGCCACAUGAUCACCACAGGCACAGCUUUGACGCUCCUCCUUCUGAACUACUACUCAUCCCUCAGGGUGGUGGUUCCACCACCGCUCCAUCAGUACCUAUGGCAGAAGAUGACAACUGCUUAUUUGACAUUGACACUCUUCUCCUUCUUCUUGACGGUAAAGCUGAAGAUAACGCCGCCGUUAAUGGGACCCACCCUUACCACACCCCUGAUGACUAUGAGAAUGCGGUGGUUGUGGCUGAUCAAGAACCAUCGCCUACGGCUUUUGCUUUGCCACAUCAUCACUACAGCUUUUACGCUUCUCCUCCUGAUCAAGUGGUCCAUCGGGGUUCCAAAGAAAACAACGCCGCCUUUCCUAUUUUCAACUGAGAGCGGGGCCUAAUUAUGUAUAAAUUUAGAAAGUUUUGUUUUUGUAGAUUGAUCAUCAGUAAUUUUUGUUUUAUAAUCUGAAUUCUUAAUAAAGCCCUCAUUGUUAAUUUUUAAUUUUUUUAUUAUUAUUAUUUUUUUCUUUUUGUCUUUCAAUAUUACUCAUUUUUGAAUUUGAAGGGAAAC